Insectozyma verbasci is the source of this 801-nucleotide messenger RNA. Lineage: Eukaryota; Fungi; Ascomycota; Pichiomycetes; Serinales; Debaryomycetaceae. The record is from the annotation of a GenBank genome assembly.
AUGGAAUACUCUUACAAUCAACACAAGUUACAAAAGAUAAAAGUAUGGAACUAUAAACCAAAUCAAACUACUUAUAUAUAUAUACAUGGUGGUGCUUGGAGAGAUCCAAAUUGGACUUAUGAUCAAUUAGAACCAGUUGUUAGAAAUGAUAAUUUUACAUAUAUUGGUAUUAAUUAUAGAUUAUCGCCUGACGUUAAACAUCCAGAUCAUUUAAUUGAUAUCUUACAAGCUUUACAAUAUAUUAAACAAAAUUUUGAAGUUGGUGAUUUACAUAUUCUUGGUUAUUCAUGUGGUGCUACUUUAAUUUUACAAUUAUUAAAUUUUGAAGAAAUUAUUGAAAUGGGAUUACAAGCUUUUGGAUUGAGUAAAACAAGUUUACCUGAUUUAUGCAAUUUAAUUCCAUUUAUUUAUAAAAAUAUUAAAUUUAAAAGUUUAAGAUUUUUAGAUGGUAUUUAUGAUCCAUUAGAAUUAAUAGAAGAAUAUCCAGAUUAUUCAUCAUUUAUAGAAGCUGCAUUUGUUAAAACUGUGGUGUUACCAAAUAGAGAAGCUACAAUAUCGUCUAUACAACAAUCGACUCAAUUAUGCGGUAAUUUCAAUGAUAUACCAUUUUCGUUAGUUGAUAAAGAUACAAAAUUUAUAAUUGUUCAAUCUUUAGAAGAUGAUUUAUUGACUAUGUCACAAACUAAAUGUCUAAUUGAGUACUUCACAAAUAAAAAGCAACCAUUAUCUUUGAACACUGGUUUAUAUGGUAAACAUAAUGAUCUAUAUGGUGAAAAAAGAAGGAAAUUAUUUAUUGAAUAA